Mesorhabditis belari is the source of this 2016-nucleotide messenger RNA. The record is from the annotation of a GenBank genome assembly. NCBI's taxonomy places the organism in Eukaryota, Metazoa, Nematoda, Chromadorea, Rhabditida, Rhabditidae.
AUGAUUUUGCGGAUAUUAUUUAUCGUUUACUGUCUAUCGUUUGUUUCCGCUGAUGAUGAAGAUGAUCCGAAAAAUUAUAAAGACUUCAAAUUGAUUCGAAUCAAUCCGGAAAGCGAGGAUAGUCUCUCGUAUUUGAAAGCUUUAUAUGAAGGCGAGUCACCGUAUUCACUCGAUUUCUGGCAACCACCGACAAGAAUUGGAGCUCUAGUUGACGUCUCCGUUUCCCCCUUAGAUGCCCCGAUUUUCGUUCGAGAUCUCACCUCGAAGAAUCUCAAGUACAUUGUGGCGAUCAAUGACCUCGAUCAAGCCAUUCAAAACGAGCGUUCUACCACGGCUUGGCACCAUCCGAUUGACGGGUUUUCGUAUGACAAAUACAAUUCAUUGGUUGAUAUCCAUGAUGAGUUGAAAAGACUGAAACGAGAGCAUCCAGAUUUGGUGACGCUCAUUGAUAUCGGCACAUCGCACGAGAAUCGAACGCUUCUCGUUAUCAAGCUUAAAGGACGCCGCAACGUUGUCAGCGAGAAGCCAGCUUUUUGGAUUGAUGCUGGUAUUCAUGCUCGUGAAUGGAUCGCUCCAGCCACGGCAAUGUACACGGUGAGACAGCUGAUUAAUGGAUACGACACCGAUCCACAGAUUCAAUCUCUUCUCGAUUCGGUUGACUUCUAUGUGUUGCCUGUAAUGAACCCAGAUGGAUAUGAAUACUCAAGGAUUACGAAUCGAAUGUGGCGAAAGAAUCGUCGACCGGCUACUUGCAAGCGAAAUCAUUUUCACACGAUUUGCUGUGCAGGAGUGGAUCUGAAUCGGAAUUUUGAUUGGUUCUUUGGCUCAAGAGGGACCUCAAACGAUCCUUGCCAUGAGACUUACCACGGUCCACAAGCUUUUUCCGAACCUGAGACGCAAGCUGUUCGUGAUUUUCUCGAAGCACACAAACCAAAAGCUUUCGUGACGCUUCACUCCUACUCCCAAAUGUGGCUAAUCCCAUUCGGACAUCGAAAACGAAGCUACCCUCAAGAUUACAAUACAGCUUUGCGUCCAUUGGCUUUACGAGCCACCAAGGCUCUCUACGAUCUUUAUGGAACAAAAUAUCAAGUCGGAACUGGCGCUGAUCUCAUGUAUGAAGCCGCUGGCGGGUCGCACGAUUGGGCAAAGGGAAAUCUGAAAGUUCCCUACGCUUAUCUCGUCGAGUUACGACCGAAAAACACAAUGUUCGGCAAUGGUUUCCUUUUGCCUGAAAGAGAAAUCCCAUCAACAGGCCUUGAGACAUGGGAAGCGAUACGAGUUGUCGCCGACGAACUAGUGGGACAAUUCGUUCAGCCGGUCAUUCGCAAUAAAGUUGUCACUACAACUGCUGAACCUGAAGUGAAAUCGGGAGAAAGACGAGGUUACAAGAUAAUUGAAACGACAAGGAAAGAAGAAAGCACAAAAACAUUCCCCACAACCACUGCUGAAACGUCUACUCUUCCAACGACUCGCGCUUGGACAAGAUGGAGAACGAAAGGCGCCGAGUUGACGAAAUCGUCGACGAGUUCAGCUGGGCAAACGACUGGAUACAGCACUCAAUCUACAACAACAACGUCUACAACGUCUACAACGUCUACAACAACAACUACGAGCUCGACUACCACCACAACAACGACAACAACAACCACAAUAACGACAACACGGCCAACUCUAGUAACUACAACGACAAGUCCAACCACAACCACCACUGAAUCGGCCACAAGUGUAUUUUCUAUUCUGAAAGGCCGUCAAACGACUACUUGGAGAUUGGUCACGCCAAAGGAAAUCGGUCUUUCAAUCUCAUCUGAAGUGCGUAUUGGCUCAGAUACAACAACAACAGAAAAAGUGCCAUCCUCCACCAUCACUUCACCAACGACCACACUGAAAACGCUAAAUUGUGUCGAUUACGGUAGCUAUUGUCAAUUAUGGGGAAUUUUGCAACUCUGCGACAAGCGCUCAGUGCAAAAGCUGUGCACAAAGACGUGCCAUUCUAAAUGUCGCUAUGCAACGUUACAG